Messenger RNA from Dreissena polymorpha, 1479 nucleotides. RefSeq names its product fibropellin-1-like. The transcript has 11 exons. NCBI's taxonomy places the organism in Eukaryota, Metazoa, Mollusca, Bivalvia, Myida, Dreissenidae. Gene Ontology annotation, molecular function: calcium ion binding. The coding region runs from base 1 to 1479 and encodes 492 amino acids. The record is from RefSeq and is a predicted model, not a curated record.
AUGCGGAAGGACGGUCGAGAGGUCAAAUGGGGAGACUUUUUACGCCAGGACUCCAGGGACUGUGGUACUCUCACUAACCCCACCAAUGGAGCAGUUUCUACUACUGGUACUCUGCAGACCUCAGUUGCUACAUACACAUGCAGUGCAGGGUUCAGGUUGACUGGAGUGAGCACCAGAACGUGUGUCCUUGGAUCAGGAUGGUCAGACGUAGCUCCGACAUGUGUUUCAGGCAAGGUAGGAGAUUCUUGUGCCACAGUUACCAACCUAUGUGAGAACCUGAUCAACGCACCUUGUACCGGAGGCACCUGCACCUGUCUCACUGGAUACACACAGAGCACUGACUCUGAAUGCGUGGACCCAAACGACUGUCAAUCUGCGCCGUGUCAGAAUGGAGGCGCGUGCACUGACGGACUUGCCACCUUCACGUGCAGCUGUGCGGCCGGUUACACGGGAGCUACCUGCGCUACAAACAUCUACGAGUGUUCUUCCAAUCCGUGUAAGAAUAUGGCCUCUUGUAACGAUGGUGUCAACGGAUACACGUGUUCGUGUGUUGCUGGGUAUACUGGUAUCCACUGUGAGACAAUAAGGAUGGCCUACGACCAGGAGUGUUCGGUGACGGCCGAGUGCGGCACUACGGGGGCCACGUGUCGCAACGACGGACUUGGAUCAUUUAGAUGCCUGUGUACACAGAGUGGGGAAAUAUACGUUCCCUCCAGCGAGACAUGUUUAAAAGAGUGCCCAGUGUUAACAGCUCCUGAAUAUGGAGCAGUGGACAAAAAUUCAACCACUACACCUAUUGGUGGAGUUGCAACCUACACAUGCAAUCCCAAUCUUGUCAUCAACGGUGUAGAUAAGCCAUCGUGUACAGCCAACGGUUGGAAUAGCACUAAACCCACAUGCGAGUGCCCAGUGUUAACAUCUCCUGAAUAUGGAGCGGUAGACAAGGUUUUAACCACUACACCUAUUGGUGGAGUUGCAACCUACACAUGCAAUCCCAAUCUUGUCAUCAACGGUGUAGAUAAGCCAUCGUGUACAGCCAACGGUUGGAAUAGCACUAAACCCACAUGCGAGUGCCCAGAGUUAACAGCUCCUGAAUAUGGAGCAGUGGACAAAAAUUCAACCACUACACCUAUUGGUGGAGUUGCAACCUACACAUGCAAUCCCAAUCUUGUCAUCAACGGUGUAGAUAAGCCAUCGUGUACAGCCAACGGUUGGAAUAGCACUAAACCCACAUGCGAGUGCCCAGUGUUAACAGCUCCUGUAUAUGGAGCAGUGGACAAAAAUUCAACCACUACACCUAUUGGUGGAGUUGAAACCUAUACAUGCAAUCCCAAUCUUGUCAUCAACGGUGUUGUGAAAUACUACCUGACAUCAACGGCGGAUCUUCAGGGAACGCCAGUACCGCUAUCACAGCUGUGGGUGACUCAACAACGUUCAGAUGCAACUCUGGGUUGGAUCGUGUGGGAAACGAAACACUGA